Molecule: messenger RNA, 569 nt
Organism: Phalaenopsis equestris
Lineage: Eukaryota; Viridiplantae; Streptophyta; Magnoliopsida; Asparagales; Orchidaceae
Product: DNA repair protein RAD51 homolog 2-like
Exons: 4
Coding region: 108-569 (153 amino acids)
Biological process (GO): double-strand break repair via homologous recombination
Cellular component (GO): replication fork; Rad51B-Rad51C-Rad51D-XRCC2 complex
Molecular function (GO): ATP-dependent activity, acting on DNA; single-stranded DNA binding; double-stranded DNA binding
Source: RefSeq, a predicted model, not a curated record
GCGGGAAACUUGAAAAUUUUAUCGGCAGAGAACCCCGCUACUCUAAUCCAGUGUUCGCGUCCAGUUUUGGAACUCGGGCCUCGAAGGGGCCGCAAGCUCCGCAGAAGAUGGCGAACAAACUCGUAGCUCAUAUGGGUCUCCCCCAAUCCAUCGCCAAUCUCUUCGCAGCACGCAACAUCCAAACUGCAAAGGAUGCUCUGUCCUUACCUGAAUUCGACUUGAUGACUCUUCUUGGCGUUGAUAUCAAGGAUGUUAGGGACGCUGUCGCGCGCAUCUGCGAGGCGCUUUCGCUUUUAGAGGAGCAACUGAUGGUUGAUACAUCUCGCGGUCAUCUUAAUACGUUACUGACGGGGCUUGAUGCUGCGUUGGGCGGGGGAAUCCCCUUUGGUGUUCUCACGGAAUUGGUUGGUCCCUCGGGGAUUGGUAAAACUCAGACAAACAUUCCACAAUCAACACUGUUGGUUUGUACGGGAACACCUCUAAGCAGUGAAAUUUUUGAUUUCUCGGGUUUAGCCCUGAAAGAAGCUUCGACAUCAAAGCCAAAACGUUUGAUCUACGCAGUUAGAUAG